UUAUAGUUUAGCCUGUACUGUAUACUAUCAACCGCCUGAUAUUUGAUAUUCUUCUGCCACUCUUCUGCCACUCUGUUAUCUGUCGAUUUAAAUCUCCACGUGACUCUCAAUCAACAACUUAAACACGACAUCCAAAAUAUCAUAACUAUUAACUAUACAAUACUUUUAUCAAUAAGAUGGUUUCACUAUUAAAAACUCAACAUAUCCCAUUAUCCACCAGGAUAUCAGUUGGAUUAUUAGCAGGCAUAUCUGGACUACUUUUUGGAUUAAAAUUUCAAAAAUUAAGAGAAGCAAUUCAAGCUGGUAGUUCAAGUUCAUUUCAUGAUAUUUAUAUCCCAUAUUUACAAUUAAUUCCAAGAUCAACAAUUUAUUAUCCAUGGGUAAUUUUUACUGCUAUAUUUGCAGAAAUUAGUAUAAUUACAUUUAUAUUUUCAAUUCUUGUAUUAAUUAUUUCAACAAGAUAUAUUGAAAAAUUUUGGGGUUGGAAAGAAGUAAUUAAAUUUAUUAUUAUAAUUGGUUCAAUUACAAAUUUUGGUACCGUAUUAAUUUCAAUUAUUAGUAAUAUAAUUAGAAAUGAUAGUGAUUCAAUGGAUUUACCAGUUGGUGGAGGUAUUUCUUAUUAUUUUGGAUUUUUAGUAGUAUUUAAACAAUUAAUUCCUGAACAUAAUAUUGUUUUAUUUCAAGGAUUAGUUAAUGUUAGAGUUAAACAUUUACCAUUUACAUUUUUAAUUAUUGUUAUUUUAUGGUCAAUUAUAAUCACAAGAUCUUUAUAUCCUGUAAUUCCUUCAAUUGGAAGUUUUAUAACUUCUUAUACUUAUUUAAGAUUUUAUCAAUCAUUUUUAACUGAUCCUUUAUUACCAAUAACUACUGCAACUGGUGAUAAUUCAAAUUCAAGUUUAAUUACUGGUGAUGCAUCUGAUACUUUUCAAUUAGUGGAAUUUUUCCCAGUAAUUUUAAAACCUUAUUUAUCAAUAGUAUUUGAUAAAAUUUAUGAAUUAAGUGUAUUACUUGGAAUUGUAACUCCAUUUAAUGAUGAAUCAGUUGAACAAAGUAAUAUUAGAGCUCAAAAGAGACAAGAACAAGCUAAUCAAGCACAAAAAAGUGUAGCUAAUUCUGUAGCUGAAAGAAGAAGACAAGUAGCAUUACAAGUAAUUGAAGAUAGAAUCAAUAAAGAAUCAACUGCUUAAAUAGUUGUAAUAAUAAUUAGGAGUAGUAGGAGUAGUAGGAGUAGUAGUAGUAUUGUUAUAAUAGUUUAUAUUAGUUUAUAUACAUUCAGACUGAAAUUUACGCGGAA
Molecule: messenger RNA, 1294 nt
Organism: Scheffersomyces amazonensis
Lineage: Eukaryota; Fungi; Ascomycota; Pichiomycetes; Serinales; Debaryomycetaceae
Exons: 2
Coding region: 177-1187 (336 amino acids)
Biological process (GO): retrograde vesicle-mediated transport, Golgi to endoplasmic reticulum
Cellular component (GO): Golgi apparatus; membrane
Source: RefSeq, a predicted model, not a curated record